Argentina anserina (silverweed cinquefoil) is the source of this 1341-nucleotide messenger RNA. RefSeq names its product putative F-box protein At3g52320. Gene Ontology annotation, molecular function: protein binding. Lineage: Eukaryota; Viridiplantae; Streptophyta; Magnoliopsida; Rosales; Rosaceae. Bases 1 to 1341 code for a protein of 446 amino acids. The transcript has a single exon. The record is from RefSeq and is a predicted model, not a curated record.
AUGGUCAAUAUGUGGAGAAAGUUAUUGCCGCAGACAAACACUGAACGUGGUGAUUUGAACACAAAGGGAACAACAAUAAUGGACCUACCGGAAGAUAUCAUCGUCGACAUACUCUUGAGACUGCCGGUAAAAUCCCUCUGCUGCAUACAAUGCGUGUCUAAGACCUCUUUUGACAUAGCUCGUACCCCCGAAUUUGCUACACUGUACUCCUUGCGCUUGCUCGACCCGGCUACCAACUCCCAUAUCUUCACAUUCCCUCAGCUUAUUCUCUACACCAAAUCGUUCAAUCAAGAAUAUGAGAGCUUAGUGACAUUGCAGUCAGUUGAGUACAUUAGCGGCAAGAACCGAUUGACAAAAACCAGACAGUCCGCUCGUGUCUCCAAGCUUUGUUUCAAAAACUGUUCAUACGCUUCAUACGGCCAAGUAGACUUUGUUUACUGCAAUUUGCUUUGCUUCUACAGAGGUUAUGAACUUCCCCGGCUCUUAGUUAAUCCUCUUCGGGGAGAAGUCUUAGAGUUACCAGGUGGUAACAUCGGAGGAUCAGUCAAUAGUUGGAGUGGAAUCGGUUUCGACCAUGUCACCAGCACAUACAAGAUUGUUACUAUUUUGCCACAGGCUAAUGGAAACAACCAUAUUAUAGCCCAAGUUCUUGUAUUCGGUACAAGCUCAUGGAGAAAAAUACUGUUGGUUUCUCCUUGUGAUGGAAUGAAAAUUAUUUUCGGUACAGAGAGUAAGAAUACAACAUAUACAAGUGGUCAUAUGCAUUGCUUGAUUUAUGGGAAUGAUGGAAUUCGACACAUUAUUUCAUUUGAUUUCAACAAAGAAGAACUUCACGAAAUUCCUUUGCCAAACGAUUCACUUCGGCUCUCAUAUUAUUCAAGUGACUUAACAUUGCUAAAUCUAAGGGGAUUCUUAGCCAUCGUGAAUUUUGGUUCAAGAAGAAGAAGAAAAGAUCAUAUUGAGAUAUGGGCGUUAAAAAGUUAUGAUAAGAAGAAAUGGGAGCUACUUCACCAAAUAGAAAUAAAUGAACUGAAUGUUGAUCCUGAUAUUAUUAACGUAAACUAUGCAUUUGCAAAUACUUGUGUUGAAUGGGAACACGGCAUUUGUUUUGCAAAGUCCGACGUAUGUUACUUUUGGGACCUGAGACAUCUUUCGGUGACAAUGGUAAAAUUUCCAACAUUCUCGUCAAGUAUGUUCAGCAAUAGUAGUUGGCAGAACAAAAGAACUAUAUAUAGGACUUCUAGCAUCUUUGGCUAUACUGAAAGCCUCAUUUCUCUUAAAAGUUAUGGUAUUGUGAUCGAAGAAACAAAAUCAAAGGAAGGCGAAUGUCAUAUUGAUUGA